GUGGUGCUGACAUGCGCCGUCAAACGGGGCAGCGCGGGACCACACACCUUGUCGUGGUUGAGGGACGCCGUCCCGCUCGUCCCAAGGCCUCGCGUGAGCGUCAGUCGGCCGUCCGACGUCAUGUCCAUACUGGCCUUCGAGAACGUCCAGCCGGAGGACGUGGCCAACUACACCUGCGUCGCGGCCAACGCGCACGGACAGCACAGCAUGACCGCCGCACUGCUCGUCACAGCUGCCCCAGUCUGGUCUGCGGAACCCAGUGACGCCGAAGCUAUCCAAGGGAAGAACCUGUACCUGCCAUGCGGAGCCGUGGGAUACCCCAAGCCCAGCGUGGUCUGGAAGAUACAGCUAGGUAACCGCGAGUUGGUGCCUCUGCACCCCGUGGGCCGGCAGCGCAUCCUCGACAACGGCACGCUCGUGGUGGCGGCCGUGGAGACGCAGGACGCCGGCGUGUACCGAUGCGAAGUCGGCAACGGCAUCGAACCCUCGCUCGGGAAGACGGUCACCGUCUCCGUCCACGUGCCUCCCGCCAUCGCCAAGGGCUCCACGGAGGUGUCCGUGAAGCGAGGGGACAUUGCCAAGAUCGCCUGCGACGUCACCGGAGAGCUCCCGCUGGUGGUGACCUGGGAGAAAGACGACAGCCCGCUCAUACCUUCCACCGAGAGGUACGAGACUCACGAAGAAGUGACCCCGACUGGCGUCCAGUCUGUGCUGGUGAUCCACAACACCGUGAAGAAGGACGCCUCGCAGUACGUGUGCAUUGCCAAAAACGACUACGGGAAGACCAGGGACGUCUUCAAGCUGGCCGUACUCGAGCCACCGGAGAGCCCCACCAACGUGGCGGUAACCGAGCGAGGCAGCCGCCACGUGCAGAUGAAGUGGUCGCAGUCGAGCAAGACGGUGACCCGCUACCUGGUGCGCUACUGGAAGAAGUCGGGCAAGGGCAGCGUUCUCCAGGAACGCGAAGUGGACGGACUGCGUCCCAGCCUGACGGUGACGAAGCUGCAUCCGGGAACCGAGUACACGGCCGUUGUCCUCGCGGAGAACUCGGUCGGAUUCGGCGAGCCCUCAGACCCGGUGCACUUCACCACAUCCUCCGAAGAACCUGGCGCGCCUCCAAUGAACGUUAAGUGCGAGGCCCUUGACACCAAGACGAUCAAGGUCAUCUGGGAGGCACCGCCAGCGGACAAGCUGAACGGCGAGCUCCGCGGCUACUCGGUCAGCUACCGCCUGGAAGGAACGCCCUUCAGCCACGAGACGGUCAACCGGAACGCCAAGCAAAAGGUGUUCACCGGCCUGCAGGCGGCCUCGGUCUACACGUUCUCGGUGAAGGCCUUCAACGACGUCGACUCGGGACCGGCCUCCGAGGAAGUCUCCUGCACUACGCUCAACGGAGACCCACCUGCCGUACCGAGCCUGCGAGUGACCGGAAUAACUUCGUCCUCCGUAAGCCUCAACUGGAACACUCUGCAGAACCCGGCCUCGCCUGUCAUCCAGUACCUGGUGCAGUACGGCACGGACGAGGAGGACAAGGCGGACCUGCACAUUCCGGGAAACAAGGACACCGUGACGCUGAGGGACCUGCGGGCCGGGACACGCUACAACUUCCGGCUGGCCGCGUACAACAUGUACGGCCGAGGAGACUUCUCGCACAACCUGCCCGCCGUCACGCACCUCUCCGACGGCCGGUCGCUGCAGGUGACGACCGAGAGUGAAGUGCCCUUCUACUACCGCACCUACUUCGUGGUGCCCGUGGCCGCCUCCUUCACCGUCAUCAUCACCGCCGUGGUCAUCGCCUGGGCGUGCCUCAAGAGGGCCACCAUCAUACAGAAGAACGCAUACCUGCAAGUGUACGGUUCCUCCGAAUACUAUGGCGACUGCAAGCUACCCCCAGGCACCCCCUUGGUGAGCCAGUACGCCCGCGGUUCGUACGCGCCCACCAUGGAGCACGGCCGCAACAGCCAGAACACGGAGGAGGCCUACGACAUCCCCUGGGACGGGCCGCCCACACGCACUGGAAUGAUCAACGACGGCAUCGGCAGUUACGCUAGGCUCAAGACGCAAGGAAAGCGCAAUCUCGUGUAAAUCCCUACCGGGAGGACACCCACGGGCAGCUAUCGAAGCACACACAGAGCCCGGCUUCACUGCUGCACAUCGUCGAGUCGAGCGACUACGACGGGCGUUCUUUUUUUUUUUUUUUUUUUGCGCAUGAGUUUCUUACAGGCUCUCUCAAAAGUGGGCUGGCUAUUCUGCCUGCGACCGCCAAGCUGACUGCAGGUUGUUUAACAAAGUGGCAUGUCACGAGUUUAUGCCGCCGCGCAGGUUGAGAAACUUGGAAACUUGCUCAGUCAUUACCGCUGCAUGCUUCCGUUGGUGGUAGUAUCAGAUUUGUUCCAUCACAUAUCACAGCAAAGCGACAGAGCAGUCAGCACAAUUUUCACAUAGUCUGUAUGCAUUGCACGUGGAAGUACCUGGAUUGUGUGUUAAGCGUUAAUUUCUUUUUGUGUUAAUGUUUUCUUUCUGCGCAUUUGUUUCGUUCUCAGCAUCGUAGUUAUGCUCUAUUUGUAAGAUAUUGCAUGAACUGGUCACUGGACUCAAACUGUUCCGUGUUCCCGCAACUGUGUCGUGAAAGCAGACUGCUUGUCCCCUGUGUUAUCGCAAGUUUCGUUCUGGUCAGCGACAUAUCCUUCUACUUAGCGAUCAUAGUAUUCAGAAAUUGUGAUAUCUUUAACGCGCAAUCCAGGUCCGCUGUGUAAUUCGAUUUUUAAUUUUUUUGUGUGACUCGUGCUUAUUCCGGUUUUCAGAAUGCCGAGGUAAGUAUUUCAAGCAUGCCCCUAGGAAAGGGGUUCAGUCGUUCUUUUUGCGGCAUAAACUUUCGAUGGAACGCGCGAUUGUGUCGUAUCCUCCGACAUCCGGGGCGUGUCGCGAAUCUCGGGGGCGAUGACAGGAACUCGUACACUCUGGUGAGAGGUGGAGUUACUUUACAUACUUCCCUACGAGAGAUAGGGCAACUUACGCAGUAACUGUAGAGGGGCGUGCGAGACAGCAUCACCUGGUUCUGUUUUGUGACGUUAUACCUUGAUGACUUCUAGAAAAAACAUGUGCUUCAAAAACGGGUUGGAACCUGGAUGCUUUCGUUGAGCGUUUCUUGUCAUGUGCCACAAUCCCACGUUCCAUCGACUCGCUUCAGCCUCGAAUAUUGUACGAGUUCAGUGAAUUCGCACUUGAACGCUCAACACAUUUUAGUCAUCAAUCAACUCGGUAACGUGGCUGGUCUACGUUAGACAGUGAAUGCUACCUUGAUUUUAAGUUACGUUGAGAUGUGUCUUAGGCCUAAGCUAACUAGUCUUAGGCUUAACCUAAAGCAUUAAGUCAAGUCUGGGCUCUGCUGCAGCCCUCAGAUUCCACGAGUGUGUUUCCCGUGUCAAGAGUGCAGCGGAACUGAGCGAGUCGUGUUGCAACGGCGCGUGUGUGUUGACUAAAACAAAAUCAUGAAUCCCAAUCAUACUAACCGUCAUUAUGACUGUCACACCCUGUCAUAUAUUCAAAAUGGCUUAAUAGAUUUUCGUAAAUAUGCUUCAGGAGCAGCUAAGUGGCAUUUGUGUGUGUUGUACGUUGAUUGUGGACUACACGGAAUGCAUGAUAGGAAUUUUCUAGUGCUUCGGUUGUGUGGAACGUGAUAAAGCGACGCUUACGUUCACUGUACUGUAGAAACACGUGUAGAUAGGUUUCAGAACUGUUAUCACGGAAAUGCCUCUGCUAUCUCAAAAAAGAGCCUAAAGCUGUUCGCCAGGGGUACAUCGACAAUUUAAUGUUGCCAUAAAAAAUAAUCCGAUAUUGACAAAUCUGAUAUACGAGGUUAGUGACAACUCGACUUCGUAACGUUUAUUCUGCUGUCUGUAACAAAAUUCAUCAUGCCUAAAGUAAUUUUCUCCGAUAUACAACCAAACGGUUUCAUCGUAAACGGUGACCUAUAGUCUAAAAAUACAAAGUAACUGACAUGGACGAUAGCGACAACAGUUCUGAUAACAUACGGGCGCAGCAAUGUGGAGGUGCUACAACAGUAUGUUAACAGCCAAGUUUCCUUUAUACGGUCUUACGCUGCUUUAUUUACAGCCUAUAACUACUUAACAUUGUACGUGUAGAGCAGUAUUUACUGAAAUGUGCCGUAUGCCAUUUCGAUAGAAUUCCAUGCUACGUUUUCUUAAAUUUACGGAAAGUUAUGGGAAAUAUACGGAUUGAGUCGUAACUUUCAUACAGAAAUAAAUGAAAAUAAGUGGACUCUAUAUGGAUGUCACACGAAUGGAAUGGAAUGAAAAAACUUUAUUUCAGUCCUGCAGAACGUGCUUAGCGCGUAGCGGGCAUCUCCCACGUAGGGAGCGACAGGGAGAACCUGGCGGCCGUUUCGUGGGCCUGCUGGACGGCCCAUUGCUGGUCGGCGAGAAGUGAGCUCCUGAGGGAUACGAACACAUGUGGAAUUAUUGAUAUGGUAUACGGAACGUUUCGAUAGUUUUACGCACCCUACGUAUGCUGUCUCAGCAGUGAAUCGUGUAGCUGCAGGCUCAAUUUUAAACAGUGUACUUCGCACCACCCUAGGAUGUCUUACGGUGCAACAAAACCAGCAUGUAAAUACCGCGUAUCGCACUGUUGUCACAAAUCAUCGCCACCAUGCCCAGAGGACAACGCUUGUUUCCACCAGCCGCUCUGUAUAGCGUGCGGUCUACUUUGUAUAAUUGCUGUUGUCCAAAGUUUGCACCCUUUUAAUCGAUGAAAACGGAUUCGUAAAAUAGCGCGAUUUUUCUCGCGUGUGGCUAGGAAAAGGCAAAAAGCAACUCUAAGAGCAUGAAGUUUUCAUUCAACACUGUGAAUCGCCGAAUCUCAGGUGUUUUGAUGUCUCUUUGCGUAAUCGUGAUGCUCGCCGACGUGCGAGAAAUUGUGACGUAUUUAUGUUGUUAAGUGUGUAAAUAUUAUAUGGAUUUUUGUUGCAGUUUUAUAGUUGUUUGUGAACGUGUAUCUCGAAGAACAAUAAAAGAACGUUCUCCUUCUAGACAGCGCUGUUCUCGCGAUUGCUUCAUACAUCGGUAUUCUAUCACGUGAUAUUCACGUAGGCAUGCACAGACACGGGCAUCAGUAAUGAUGCGCUGGUCCGCCCCGCCAAAUCAGCUGGGACACAGUGCUGAAUUAAAGUAUGAACGUGUGCAGAAUGUCUCAACUAACGUUGGCGGAUAUAAAAAAUAAGAACAAUAAAAAGAACAUGCACAUUGGUAA
Messenger RNA from Rhipicephalus microplus (southern cattle tick), 5268 nucleotides. RefSeq names its product cell adhesion molecule Dscam1. Gene Ontology annotation, biological process: synapse assembly; homophilic cell-cell adhesion. Gene Ontology annotation, cellular component: synapse. The record is from RefSeq and is a predicted model, not a curated record. Gene Ontology annotation, molecular function: protein binding. NCBI's taxonomy places the organism in Eukaryota, Metazoa, Arthropoda, Arachnida, Ixodida, Ixodidae.